Messenger RNA from Panicum virgatum (switchgrass), 2894 nucleotides. Its product is annotated as protein NDL2-like. Bases 1936 to 2346 code for a protein of 136 amino acids. Lineage: Eukaryota; Viridiplantae; Streptophyta; Magnoliopsida; Poales; Poaceae. The transcript is spliced from 5 exons. The record is from RefSeq and is a predicted model, not a curated record.
UCGCCCCAUCCACCUCCGUCCGUCGCCCGCGUCUCUCGCUCAAUCCCGAUCCCAAGUCAACCGCGUCGCUCCCUCAAUCCUGGCCCCAAUUCAAAUCACCGCCGCACCGCCGCGCCCCGCACCAAAUCACCGCCGCGCCCCAGCGCCUCGCCCCCGCCCCGAUUCACCGCCGCGCCGCCAGCGCCGCUUCACGGACCCGGAGCCGCGCCACCGAUGCGCCCCAGCUCCAAGACUGCCCUCGCGAGAUCAGCCGACGAGGAGGAAGAGGAGCCAUCGUGCCCGGUGUGCCGUCCUCUCCGAUCCCUUCUUCUAUGGAGAUGACGACAUCGACGAUCUUCGCGGGCGCAUCGAUCUGGGCCCCCCUCCGACGCCAACGUCGACGCUCCCUCCAACGCUGCUGCCUCCUCCGACGCCGACGGCCCCUCCGAUGUUGCGGCCUGCCCUCUGAUUAGCCGUGGCACGCCGUAGCUGCCCCCGAGAUCACGCCGAUUCGAUCUGUUGUAGCCUCGCCUGCCAGAUUUCGAUUGGGGAGGAUAUGGCAAUAUAGGCAUUUGCGGAGGCAACCUGCGAACCUGUGUGGCUUGUCGCUUGCGUUUGGACGAACUCUGAAGUCAGGUAUUGUUCCACUUCACAUUUUAUCAUGUUGUAUUGUAGCUUUUGUAAUUAUACAGUAAAGAAUAAAAACCUUCUGGGAGAGGUGAUUGCACAUUUAACUUGGAUACUCAUCCAAAUUGUGUUCUUUUUCUGUGCUGAUUCAAUGUGUUUAGCUUGGAAUUGGAUUGAGUGCAGUCAAUAUCUGAAGGAGAUGCUAUAGGAGCAACAGAAGCUCGGGCCCUGCAUGCAGGUGGUGCUCCCAAUCUGCGGCAGGUUGUUGAAUCAAGGUGAGAGAUAAUUCAUGAGCUAUGUUCCUAGACGAGCCUUGUCUUUAUGAUAAAAGGAUAGCCUUUAGCACAUUGGUUUGAUGUGGGAUGACUAGAACUUUUCGUAUUCAUGUAUCUCAAGCUCUCAAUACAGUACAAGAUGAAAAAUGAUAAGUAGCACAGAGAUAAUGAGAAUAUCAAGUAACGCUUUCACACCUUGGAGUUUGGGAAAUGAGAGGCUGGCAUUAAUUGCAAGUCCAAUUCAUAUGCAUCCAUUGCCAGGAGUGCCUAAUUUCUAUGGAAAUGGUUUGGUCUAUGAAAUGGGAUGCGUACUGAGGUAUGGCUAUUAAAAAUCUUUCACUUUGUCAGUUCAUUGAUUUACUUGAUAGCUCUUCAUUGUGCUAUUAAUUCUUUGUUGAAAAAAAACGAUACUACAGCAUAUGUGUAGGUUCUCUAAGAUCGAAGUGAACCAGAAAUAUAAUUUCGGCACUUUUAUUGUAGUUUCAUUACAAUAUACUCCAUAAUAAUAUGGACAUGUCUUAAAUGUGGUGAAUGGAACAAACAAACUACCCACUCCUAAAACAUGUUAUCAUCAAUGGAUGUGCAUGGGUUCCGAAAUAAGUUGACCUUAUAUAUUGAGCAGGACUACAUUGAUAAGAGCCUUGCCUGUUAGAAAACUAAAUUUAAUAUUCUUAGCUUAUUGAUUGGAACAAUGCGUGUGUAUCAAUCUAAAUACUUAGAAAUAUCAUCCAUAUAAUUAUUGAUGGGCAGCUGACCGAAGCAAAUAAUCAUAUACUACUGAAUUAUUUUGUUUGCAGGUCACUUAUAGCAACCAUUUGACUGGACAUAUAUCAGAUAUUUUUCAGCACUCCUGGGACUUGCAGAUUUCAUUUUAACUUGUGCUUCUAUGCUACCACUUAAUUAAGAAUAUAGUUGCCUAAUUUAUUUGGAUUAUUUAUGCCAGCAAGCACAUCAACCUCUCAUUUUUUUUAUGAUGCAUUGUAGCUUAUUUUGCUCGGUUACGCCGGUAACACAAAAAUCUUGAUCGGUCCGUCAAGUGUUGGGACUUCCAUGGAUGUGCUGCAAUCUUCACAAGAAGAGAGAAAUAGAGAUGAUGUUACAGAUCUGUUACAUGGUUGGUGGGCCGUCCAUCACUGCAGCCAAAAUAAAGUUUUUGAUCCUGAAGACGAAGAUCCCAGUGUUCCAGCCACAACUCGAGAAAAGACUUGAUAGAGAAGCUCUAAUUUUUGUUAGUGAGAAUUUCCAGUUCCAUGCUGAGGCUGUUCAUACGACUGCAAAGCUUGAUAGGCGAUACAGUGCUCUUGUGGAGGUGCAAGCUUGUGGAUCUGUUGUGUCGGAUCGGAGGAGUAGCCACAUGCGAUGCAUACCAAUGGAGUACUUCCUCAUGGGAUAUGGCUUGUACGGACCACAUGUGCCUGGAGUAAUCAAAGUUAUGGAGACAUGCAGGAGCUCAAAGUACAGCUAGCGAAAGUUACAUUCUUAGUAGGAUGGAGGGAUUAUCUACUGGCGUUUCGUCACGGGCCGUGCAUGGCAGAUUGACAUAGCUCCCCGGGAUGUCUCGUCGACUCCUUGGCGCCCGCUCGUCCAUGAUCGGUCUCGGCCUCUCAGGGCUCUCAGCUGCAGAGUGGAGCACCAUAUCGACCUGCAGGCUGGAGCGCGCAGGAAAGUACCAGCGCGCAAGGGCUUGUGCAACACGAGGUCAGCUGUGAGCUUGCCGAGCAGCUGCAGACAGAUUUUUGCUGCGGGCAAAAUGGCACCCAGUGGCCAGUGCGUGAGGGGGUAGGUACGAGUGGGAACCGCAGCCAGACGCACGGGCGCCGCCGGGCAUGCCAUCGACAUUGGACGGCGAUGGCAAGUCAUACGUGGGCAGACAGGCGCCGAACGCUGCGAGAAGCGAGUAACGGCUCUCUCUCGACAGAUCAGAGAAGAACAGAAGUUGCAUUUGAGACUGCAAAAUGUACGCGGUUUUAUGGGCACGGUUAAUUCCCGUAAUAUAAUAUGUUCGUACGACCA